AUGUCAAGUCCGUGGGAGAGAGGUGCCAGGACUGCCAGUACGCCGACGCAUACUCGACUCGCGCAUAUGUACGAUGUGGAAACCUUUGUCCGAGGGUUUCGCAACGCAGAGCUCAGCGCUGCGUGCAUCGUGGUGAUGAUGAGGGACGGUGCAUCAGAGAGAGCGUUGCUGGACGCCUUGGCCGUGAUUCAAGAGAAUGAUACAGAGUGGUGUGAUCGGAUCAAGUAUGUUGUGCCACAGGGGAUCAGCCAAUAUAAAGAAGAAGCCAACGGCUAG
Molecule: messenger RNA, 276 nt
Organism: Fusarium fujikuroi IMI 58289
Lineage: Eukaryota; Fungi; Ascomycota; Sordariomycetes; Hypocreales; Nectriaceae
Exons: 2
Coding region: 1-276 (91 amino acids)
Source: RefSeq, a predicted model, not a curated record